Molecule: messenger RNA, 6471 nt
Organism: Henningerozyma blattae CBS 6284
Lineage: Eukaryota; Fungi; Ascomycota; Saccharomycetes; Saccharomycetales; Saccharomycetaceae
Gene: BRR2
Product: ATP-dependent RNA helicase BRR2
Exons: 1
Coding region: 1-6471 (2156 amino acids)
Cellular component (GO): nucleus
Molecular function (GO): ATP binding; nucleic acid binding
Source: RefSeq, a predicted model, not a curated record
AUGGAUGAAGAUGCAAGACAGAAAAAAGACAAAGUCAGGGAACUUUAUCGUCAUGAUAAAAUGUCAAAUCAAGUCUUACAGACUGACAAAAGGUUUCAUUCUAACAACUCUAAUGCCAUUUUAGAUGCAGAAAAAUCACAGCCUAAAUCAAUGGCUGGCAGAAUCUCAAUUCAUGAAAUGGGUAAGGAUGCCAGACUUCAAGAGAGUGACGACGAAAAAGAACGAAUACGAGAAAAUGCAGCUAGAUUGGAAGCAAAAAAGAGUGAAGUGGAACAACAAAAAUUAGAAUUUUCCUCUCAUAGCACUAAAAAUACUUUACUGAAUACAGAUACAUCGGAAAGUUUGCAUUAUUAUCCGAGUACUCAAGCCAACAAGCAAAUAUAUCAAGAUGCCUUGACUUUUAUUGAAAAUAAUUUUGGAACUGAUUUACCUCGUGAUAUUAUUAUUAGUAUUCUUGAUACUUUAAUCUUUUCAAUAAAAACAGAUAAAGAAUCCAAACCUGAUAAAAUUGAAAGGCUUAAGGAAGAAUUUCAAGAAGCGUUGAUGCUGGAUAUUGAUAAUAAAAAUUUUCAAUCUCUAGUAGAAAUAGUGGAAGAUAUUACUGAUUUUGGUGACAAUACUUCUAAGAGUGAAAGAGAAGAACAAGUUCUUGCAGUUGUUGACUCUGAUGAUGAACUUUUAGAAAAUACUGCUGAAACAAACACACUAUUGAAUGAACUAGAGGCAGACAAUACCCAUAAUAAUACUUCCACAAAAAAUCAUCCGAUUAGAGAGCCAAUAAUUUUUGAAAGCUCCAAUAAAGAUGAAUUAAUAAGUUUGGCAGACACCUCUCCCUUGAAAGUAAAAAUUUAUUCCGUCGAUGAAUACUAUUUAGAAAGAAAACUAAAAACUAUGCUGCCAGAUUUGAAUUAUAAUCAAUUAAAAGAUUUAGAAAAUAAUAUAUUACUUUAUAUCUCAAAUUUGGAUAAACUUCCUAAGGAUGAUUUAGAAAAAAAAAUAUUUGACAACUUAGAUUAUGAAAAUACGUCCUUUUUAAAUACCAUUAUUAAUAAUAGAAAUGAAAUAUUUUGGGGUAUAAAAUUAGCUAGAGCGUCUGAACAGAAUCGAGCUGAGAUUUUAAAUGAUAUGAGAAAAAAUGAGCUCUCCUCAUUAGUUUCAGAUUAUUUAAAAGAAGACGCAUCACAAAAGAAGAGAAAGGCAAAUUCACUUGAAGAUGAAUAUGAACCACAACAACAUGCGAAAAAAAUUAUAAUAGAGAAAAAUUCAAUUCUUAAUAUUAUCGAUAUAGACAAAUUUAAGUUUAACCAAGAAGAAAAGCUAUUUACUAAAAGUAAAGUAUCUCUACCAGAAGGGUCAUUUAAAAGGAUACAGCCGCACUACGAAGAGAUUCAUAUCCCGCCCCCAUCCAGACCAGCAAUAAAAUUUGAUCUAAUUCCUAUCACAGAGCUUCCAGAAUGGGCAAAAAAAGCCUUCCCAUCCAAUGAAUCACAUACAUUAAACACAAUACAAUCUAAAAUAUACCCAACUGCAUUUAAUUCGGAUUCUAAUAUCUUAUUAUGUGCUCCAACUGGUGCUGGGAAAACUAAUGUAGCAAUGCUUACAGUUUUGCGAAGUAUGCACCAUUAUUUUAAUGAAAAAACAAGCACCUUUAAUUUAAAUAACUUUAAAGCAGUUUUUAUUGCACCGCUGAAGGCAUUAGUGCAAGAGCAGACAAGAGAAUUUCAAAGAAGACUUCUCCCGUAUGGCAUAAGAGUAUCUGAGUUGACGGGUGAUUCAAAUUUAACGACUCAAGAGAUGGAAAAAUCACAUAUCCUAGUAUCAACACCCGAAAAGUGGGAUAUUAUUACAAGAAAAAACGCAGAAAAUUCCAUUUAUGGGAAAAUAGAUUUAGUAAUUAUUGAUGAAAUUCAUUUAUUACAUGAUCAAAGAGGUCCUGUUAUUGAAAAUAUUGUUGCGAGAAGUUUAAGAGGUCAUUAUUCUACACGUAUACCAAGAUUAGUGGGUUUAUCUGCUACCCUACCGAAUUAUAUGGAUGUAGCAAAGUUUCUGAGAGUUCCAGAUGAGGGCAUAUUUUUCUUUGAUAGCUCGUAUAGACCUUGUCCACUUUCUCAACAAUUCUGUAGUAUAACUGAAAAAAGUUCUAUAAAAAAACUUCACGCUCAAAAUAUUGCCUGUUAUGAUAAAACAUUAGAGUCACUUUCUGAAGGCCAUCAAGUCAUUGUAUUUGUCCAUUCCAGGAAAGAUACAGCUCGCACUGCUGCAUGGCUAAGAGACCAGUUUUCCAAAAAUGAUCACAUGAAUAAGCUGCGAAAAGAUGAUGCCAGUUCUAAACAUAUCUUAACUACAGAAUCGGAAAAUGCACAAAAUCGACAGUUGCAAGACUUACUAAAGGAUGGGGUUGGCAUCCAUCAUGCUGGUCUUUCAAGAGAAGAUAGAUCAUUAUCUGAAGAUUUAUUUGCAGAUGGCUUAUUACAGGUCUUGGUAUCAACUGCAACUCUAGCGUGGGGUGUAAACUUACCUGCUCAUACAGUUAUUAUCAAAGGUACCGAAGUAUACUCUCCCCAACAUGGCACAUGGCUCCCACUAUCUCCCCAAGAUAUACUUCAAAUGCUUGGUAGAGCAGGUCGUCCAAGAUAUGAUACAUAUGGGGAAGGGAUAAUUAUUACAAAUCAAUCCGAAAUUCAAUACUAUUUAUCAAUAUUGAAUCAGCAAUUACCAAUUGAAUCUCAAUUAAUGUCAAGCAUACUAGAUAGCAUCAAUGCUGAAGUGGUGUCAAAUACUAUUACUAGUAGAAAGGACGCAAUUGAAUGGUUAAAGCGAACUUAUCUCUAUGUACGUAUGAGCAUAUCACCAGAAACUUAUAAUAUUUUACCCCAAGAAAAUGAGGAAUUCAAGAAUACAUUGAAUUCUUUUUGUAUCUCAUUAACUCAUUCUGCCCUUUUAUUGUUACAUCAACAAAAUCUGUUGAUUUACAACCCGGAUUUGGAUGUAGUUAUGCCGACUGAAUUAGGUAGAGUUGCCUCUUAUUUUUAUAUUAAGCAUUCCUCAAUGUUAACAUAUUGCAAAGAAUUAAAUAGUAAUUGUUCCGUUUCAGAUCUCUUUAGGAUUUUUGCUAUGUCAGAUGAGUUUAACUAUGUUUCGAUUAAACAGGAAGAACAGCAAGAGAUGAAAGCUUUAUUAGAAAAGAUACCAAUACCAAUACAAAAUGAUGCCGAAGAAAAUAUAAUCAAAAUAAGCGUAUUACUUCAAACAUAUAUUUCACGGUUUUCUUUUGAAGGAUUUGCAAUUAAUUCUGAUAUGAUAUUUAUUACUCAGAAUGCCGGUAGAUUAUUUAGAGCAAUGUAUGAGAUUUGCUGGAGGAAAGGCUGGGCAAAGCAGGCCAAAUAUCUUUUAGAUAUCUGUCGAUCAGUCGAUACACGUAUGUGGCCACUUAAUUCACCAUUACGUCAAUUUAGUAAGUGCCCUCCUGAAGUGGUUCAAAGGAUGGAGGCCUCUAGUGUUCAUUGGAAAGAUUACUUAUCAUUGAGCUCACCUUCAGAGGUAGGCCAAGCCAUCCGCUCCGAAAAGCAUGGUAAACAGGUAUAUGACUUUCUUCAACGAUUUCCUAAAUUGAAUAUAAAAUGCACAUUACAACCAAUUACAUGUAGUCUAAUCAAAUUUGAUUUAGAAAUUAUGCCUAAUUGGCUAUGGGAUAAAAAAGUACAUGGAGCUAUGGAACAGUUUACGAUUAUUUUAGAAGAUGACAGUGGUGAUACUAUUCUUUACUCCACAACUGUGUUCAUUAGAGAAGAAUUAAUGGAUCUUGAGCAUAACAUUGAUUUCACAAUUCAACUUCCUACAGCAUUUCAAAAGAAGUUACCUCCUAAUUUUUUUAUCUCAGUUAUAUCUGAAAAAUGGUGGCAAUGCUCUUAUCAGGUCCCAAUUAUGCUCAAAAAUUUUAAACUUCCAAAAAAGUUUGCAGCUCCAAGACAAUUGACUGCGACUGAGCAAAUUACAACUUCUUUAAUUAAUGAUGUUUCAAAAUCACCUAUAUAUGAGUUUACUCAGUUCAAUAGGAUUGUAAGUGAAGUAUAUCAUUCUUUGUAUAUGACCAAUGAGAGCACUAUAGUAUGUUCCUCUAAGGGAACAGGUAAGCAAAUUAUGGCAGAAUUAGCUCUUUUGAACCAUUGGCGUCAAAAUAAGGGUCGAGCAAUUUUUAUUUCACCUUAUAUUGAUAAAAUCGAAUUUCUAUUAAAAAGUUGGACGAAAAAAUUUUCACUGCUGGCUGGUGGUAAAGUCAUUAAUAAAUUAGGUUCUAAUCAAACAAAAAACUUAAGACUGCUCGCUGAGAGCCAUUUGUUAUUUGCUACACCGGAGCAAUUUGAUAUCAUCUCACGUCGUUGGAGACAGAGAAAAAACAUCCAAAGAAUCGAACUUUUAUUAUAUGACGAUAUUCAAGAAAUUGGAAAUGGAUAUUAUGGCGCAAUAUAUGAAUGUAUUAUUUCAAGAAUGUUGUUCAUUGCAACCCAACUAGAAAAGCAUAUUCGUUUUGUUUGCUUAGGCUCAUGCUUAGCUAAUGCAAUGGAUAUAGGACAGUGGCUAGAUAUUAAGAAGGACAAUGUUUACAAUUUUUCUCCGCAAAUGCGUGAUAGCCCUAUAGAUAUUCAUCUACAAUCAUUUGAAUUAAAUAAUAUUCAGUUUUCACCAAUCAUGUUAGAAAAAGCUUUUAUUACAGCUCAAAAAUAUUGCGAAGAAAAUAAUAUAUGCUCUGCAAUUUACCUCUCUACAAAAAGAGUAUGCAUCUCUAUUUUACCUGACAUUGUUAAGUUUGCUCAAAGCAGCAAUUGGGACCUAGUUAAAGCAGAUGAGGAUGAUAUUGCUGAAUAUUGCUUAAAAAUAAAGGAUCCUCAAUUGAUUUCUUCGAUCAAAAACGGUAUUGGCUUACUAUACUCAGGUAUGAAUAAACAAGAUCAAGAAAUUGUUGAAGAAUUAUAUUCAUAUGGUGCCCUCUCACUUCUCUUAAUUUCCAAAAAUUUUUCCCACUCAACUCCUCCAUUAAAAUCAAUUAUUAUCUUAGGCACAUCAUACUAUAGUGCUCUCGAACAUAGAUAUUUAAAUUAUUCUGUUUCUGAGAUAUUGGAUAUGAUCGGGUCAUGCUCAGACAAUAGUGUGAUGAAUAAAGCUUUAAUAUUGACAGAUAACAAUAUGAAACUGCUGUACAAAAAAUUUAUCUCAGACGCAGUGCCAAUAGAAAGUUACCUACAAUUUAAUUAUCAUAAUCAGUUGAUUAACGAUAUAAGUAAUUCAAUAGUUCGGUCAAAACAAGAUUGUGUGGAUUUACUUACAUUCUCAUUUUUUUAUCGCCGUAUCCAUGCUAACCCAAGCUAUUAUGGUUUUUCUGAUACCUCUCAAUUAGGAAUCUCAGCAUUUUUGACAGAAUUAGUGAUAGGUUCCUUGACAGAUCUUCAAAAUUGCUCUUUUAUUGAACUAAUUAAUGAAGAGCCUGUAAAUACAGACUCAGAAAGUAUAAUCCCAUUAAAUGGCUGCCUGAUCUCGUGUCAUUACAACGUUAAUUUUAUAAGUAUGGAAUUAUUCAUUAAUUCGUUGAAACCAAGCUCUACCUUGUCUCAAAUUUUGGAAAUUCUGUCCAGAGCAUCAGAAUUUGAAGAUAUGAAUGUGGAUGAAUUCGAUCUUUCUUUUCUAAAAAAGUUAUCCCGUAAAGUGCCGCUAUCAUUUUCUAGGUCACCUAACCAAGAUCCUGUUGCUUUUAAAGUUUUUAUUCUAUUGCAAGCAUAUUUUUCGGGCAUUGGCUUAUCGAAAGAGUACAAAACUGAUCUGAAGGCUAUAUUAAAAAAAUGCAUUCCUUUAAUUAAUGCUAUAAUAGAUAUUUUAUCUGGCGAUGGGUAUUUAAACUCAAUGACAGCAAUGGAACUAUCCCAGAUGCUUGUUCAAGGUGUAUGGGAUACAGAUUCUCCUUUGAAACAGAUUCCCCAUUUCAAUUCAGAGAUCCUUCAAAAAUGUAAUCAGAAAAAUGUUGAAACAGUAUAUGAUAUUAUGGCUUUAGAGGAUGAUGAAAGAGAAAGUAUUAUUACUUUAGAUACGAACAAACUAAUUGAGACCGCAAAUUUUAUUAAUAAUUACCCAAAUAUUGAAUUAGCUUAUUCAAUUAUUGGAAACUCUGAAAUAAAAAUAGGUGAAUUAAAGCAAAUUGAAGUUACGGUGAACAGAGAUGAAGAACCUGACACUUUGCAAGCAAAUACUAACAAAUUAAUAGAAGAAAAAAAUGAAACCUGGUGGCUAAUAUUAGGUGAGAUGGAAUCUAAAGAUCUGUACGCAAUCAAGAAGAUAUCACUGUCUGAAGAGACUCAAAAAUAUACUUUAGAAUUUUCAAUUGCAGAAGAAGGUGAACAUUCUUUAACUUUAUGGUGUGUGUGUGACUCUUAUUUAGAUGCCGAUAAAGAAGUGUCUGCCAGUGUUACGGUUUAUGCUUGA